Messenger RNA from Babjeviella inositovora NRRL Y-12698, 1860 nucleotides. RefSeq lists its product as uncharacterized. Gene Ontology annotation, biological process: transmembrane transport. The coding region runs from base 1 to 1428 and encodes 475 amino acids. Gene Ontology annotation, cellular component: membrane. The transcript has a single exon. Lineage: Eukaryota; Fungi; Ascomycota; Pichiomycetes; Serinales. Gene Ontology annotation, molecular function: transmembrane transporter activity. The record is from RefSeq and is a predicted model, not a curated record.
AUGCCGGUUUCUCUUCAAGGCAUGACCGGCGAGGAGAUUGAGAUACUCGAGAGGAGGGUCAAGAGAAAGAUCGAUAUGCGAAUCUUGCCAAUGCUUGUGUUGAUCUACAUUUUGAACUAUUUGGACAGAAACAAUAUUGCCACAGCGAGAUUAGCCGGAUUGGAAGAAGACUUGAACAUGACCUCGGUUCAGUAUCAAACCACGGUCUCUAUUUUAUUUGUGGGUUACAUUCUCAUGCAAAUCCCGGCAAACAUGUUCUUGACCAAGGUGGGGAGACCAAGAAUUUUCAUUCCAUUUAUCAUGACCGUUUGGGGGAUUAUCUCCACCUGCGUCGGCGCUGUCCAAUCAUACGGUGGCUUGAUUGCCAUCAGAUUCCUUUUAGGUUGGGCCGAAGCCGGUUUCUUUGGGAGUGCGCUAUACUAUUUGUCAUGUUGGUACACCAGAAAGGAAUUGGUCUUGAGAACCUCUAUUCUUUAUUCGGGUUCUUUGAUCUCUGGGGCCUUUGCGGGUUUGAUCGGCGCUGGGAUUAUCAACGGGAUGGAUGGGGCCAGAGGCAUGUCUGCUUGGCGGUGGUUGUUCAUUAUCGAGGGUGCAAUCACCGUUGCGGUGGUUCCAUUUGCCUACUUUACCUUACCAGAUAUGCCAUCUAACACAAAGUUCUUAUCUCAACAGGAGAAGGAUGUGGUGGUUUGGAAGUUACACAGAGAGGUUGGUACCGAUGAUUGGGUCAGCGCUGAGGACCAAUCGUUCAAAACCGGUUUCACGUUGGCCAUCAGGGAUAUCAAGGUUUGGCUAAUCACCGGGAUCUUGUCCUUCUUGGUUGCUGCGUGUGGUGUCACUAACUUCUUUCCUUCGGUGGUUGCUACUUUGAAUUUUGAUAGGAUUAAAACUUUGUGUCUUACAGCUCCGCCAUAUUUGAUCUGUGUCAUUGCUACCUUUCUAUGGGCCAUCCACGCAGACCGUACCGGUGAAAGAUUCUGGCACGUUGUAGCCCCUCUUUGCGUGGCUUUGGUUUCUUUUAUCAUUUCUGCUGCUACGUUGAACACCGCGGCCAGAUAUUUUGCCAUGUGUAUCAUGGUUCCGUCCUUGUACUGUGCCUUUACGGUAAUUCUUUCGUGGAUGUCCAACUGUGUGGCUAGACCACCAAUGAAGAGAGCCGUGUCCUUGUCGCUCAUGAACUGCCUUUCAAAUUCCACCUCCAUUUGGAACGCCUACUUAUAUCCUAAAUCGGGUUCCCCGCAGUACUUGGUGGCGUUUUGCUGCAACUGUGGGUUUAUUAUCGCAUCCAUCAUCUUGUGUGUUACCUUGAAGAUUCACUUGAAACGUUUGAACAAGAAGAUUGAGACUGGAACUAUGGACUGGGAGCCAGAGAUGGGCAAGGGGGUGGACAGUGCUGAGAUUAACAAGAAUUUCACGUUCCUUAUCUAAUUGAGGUGAAAGGCUAUUUUCCAGUUGGAGGAGCGAGCCUAACGUUAAACGCUAAAAGGGGGCUAUUAUGUUUUAUUUAACCCCUCUAAUUUACUUGUAACCUAGCAAAGUUUAUGUAGUUAUCGGAGUAAAUUUAUCGAUGGACUUGGAAAGGACGAGCUUUCUAUAUCGUUUGCCAGUACGCCUAUAAACACCAACACGUGAAAACGGUUAGGUUUGUACACGCCGUGUUUAAACCUGUCAAAGUCAUAUAGAUUGGAUAAGAGGGAAUACUGAAUCGUACAGGGAUCUGCCUGUCAGUAUCACUUGGACAAAGCAUUAAACUUGGAUUAGUCAUCACUAACUGAGAGUCGUUGCAUAGUGAAAACGGUUAUUAAUGCUUGAGUCGUUUCAUGGUGAAAACCGGUUAUUAAUGCCUAUAAUAGAAUCGCA